This is a messenger RNA of Diospyros lotus (date-plum), 1011 nucleotides long. RefSeq lists its product as uncharacterized. The coding region runs from base 167 to 532 and encodes 121 amino acids. The record is from RefSeq and is a predicted model, not a curated record. NCBI's taxonomy places the organism in Eukaryota, Viridiplantae, Streptophyta, Magnoliopsida, Ericales, Ebenaceae. The transcript has 3 exons.
AUCUGUGACAAGUACAUCAAUAAUAUCAGCCACCCCAGGAGCAGAGCAACUACAUGUCAACAAAAAGUGCAUAAUUUUCAGCCUAGCAUUGACAAAACACAAUCACAUGACAGUCUAAGCAUAUAAACAAAAGCAAGAACAAGUAAAUCAGAGAUAAAUCUGAAGAAUGUAUGCAACCCAAAAGGAAGAGGGAAUGAAAGGGGAAUCAGGGCAAACUGUUCUUGUAGUUGAGUUGGGACCUAUGAACUAUGCUACUGAUGAUUGCAAGCAAUCUUGUCCUUUGUCAUCAGUUAUUUACCCAGACAACUUCUUGGAGAACAUUUUGCAGAGAAAAAUAUAUCAAGGGUUUAGCAUGUCAGCCAAGAUCUUGGGAGGCCAAAGUGUGAGAGCUGAAUUGAUGGUAAAAGGCAUGGGAGGGGAGCACCUUUGGAUUCACUCUUCAUUCAAAUAUCCAGUUAAGAGGCACUUCACCAGGGAACUACUACAAGAUACUUCAUCAUGGGGCAGGUUCAGUUCUCCCCUUAACUCCUAAUACCCACAACUAGUAUUUUUUGUAAAACUUCAUCAGAAAGCAGGAAGCUUCAGACAGGUGAUGCAUCAAUCUAACUCAAUGUAGUGCCAUGAACAAUCAAAUGAGUGAAUUGUUCAGCAGAGCCCAAUAUAUAGAAGAAAAAUUUAUUUGUUCUUUGAUUGUCCUCUCAUUGAAAAAAUGGACAAAUGAAAUAGCUGAAAUCCUUGAGCCCCAUUAUUAGACCUUGCUCCCAAUACUUAGACAAGAGCAAUCCAUGAAAGAUGCCGAAACCCCACGCACCAAGUAACAUCUCUUUUCAAUACUAUUCUUUGUCUAAAUAAGUUUUCUAUGUUACAAUUAUUUUCAUUUCAUUAAGUAAAAGAUUCUUAUCAAGAGAUGUUGGAGGAUGCAAGCUUACAAGAAGAGCAAAUCAUUUCAAUCUUCUGAACACUAUCAUCCGGACUAUAUUAUUGAUGGAUCAUAUUUCAGAAUCACAUAGU